AGUCCAACAGAGGGGGCGCUUAUAUGCAUCUUGUGUACCCAACUGUCAGAACAUGAAAAGGACAAUGAGAAAAGAACACGGCGGUGAUUUUUAACUUUUAUUGGCAGCAGAGCAGAGUGAGAACAUAGUUCUUUAAACAACAACAUUUAAUCCUGGUUGUGAGAACUGUCUCUACACGUUUAGGUACUGUCAGAAGUUUGCAUUUGUCCGCAAAGCAACGUUGUGACAAGACUUCUUAGUUUCCUUUUUAGCAUGAGUUAUGCUGCUUCUCGGUUCAGGUAGACUUUUAAGAUUAACAAGUUUUAAACGCAGUCGAACGAAUAUAAUGUCAAAUGGGUUGUGCAAUAAGAGAACACCGCGUUCAUAUUGCAGUGGACGCGAGAGCGAAUCAAAUUCGAAUUCUAACGAUAAAAACGCAGCCGCGUCACCUGAAACAAGCACGCUUUCUGAUGACGAUAGAUUAAUUUAUAAACUCCAUCUGGACGCAUGCAAGAAUCAGGAAAGAACAUACAUUGACCCUAUAACAGGCUACAAUGUGUUCACUGAGUUUGCCCAUAGGAAAAGAGGAAGAUGCUGUGGGAGUGCCUGCAGACAUUGUCCAUACGGGCAAAUUAACGUGGAGGAUCCUGCUAAGAAGAAAACCUUCAACUCUUUGUUUUAUGUAUAGCAGUAAAUGUUAAGAUCGGCUGAACAACUCAUUUUGUGUGCUCCUGUAUUGAAUUUGGACUUCUUUUAAUGCGCAUUCGUCUUACACUCUGUUUAAAAUGAUGAAAUACGCUACACCAGAUGUGCAACCCACACUCCAGGAAAUGGUUUGAAUCACAUCUAUCCACUGUGAGUUGACUUACAGGAGUUGGUGUGCUCCUCUGUCAGAUGAAUUCCACAAGCGGGAAUUUUUGCGGUGAUGAAUAUUCAUACGGUUACAGGCGAUCAUAAUUUUGACAGCUGUCAAUUCUGACUACUUCCUCCCUGGUAAAUGUUCGACCAAGAAAACACAAUGGAGAAUAAAGUCCUCUCAUAAAUGUGUGCUGAUGUUAAAUCAAUCGAAAGCUUCAUUUCUAAAUGAAAUUACAAAGAAAUGAUGCACAAAGUGUUCACAGACAUAUAUUUGAUUGUAGUUAUUGUAGGUAUGUAAUUUAAACUAAGUAAAAGUACUUUUUGAAAAAAGA
Messenger RNA from Megalobrama amblycephala (Wuchang bream), 1169 nucleotides. It is a transcript of the gene lg2h1orf53, whose product is annotated as linkage group 2 C1orf53 homolog. The record is from RefSeq and is a predicted model, not a curated record. The transcript has 3 exons. Bases 260 to 667 code for a protein of 135 amino acids. Lineage: Eukaryota; Metazoa; Chordata; Actinopteri; Cypriniformes; Xenocyprididae.